UGUUGAGGUAUGAUGGAGUGGGAUAGUAAUUCGGAGUCUGAUCUGAGCAGCGGCGAGGAAGAGGAGGAGGAGGAGGAGGAGAUUGGUGGAGGAUUAGGGUUUAUGUUGAAGAAGAGUGGCGGAGGAGAACUGCCGUUCCCAAUCGACAAGCUUCUGCAACCCGCGCCGUGUGGGUUUGUUGUUACGGAUGCUUUGGAGCCGGACCAUCCCAUUAUUUAUGUCAAUUCCGUAUUCGAGACGAUGACUGGGUAUCGAGCAGAGGAAGUUCUUGGACGCAAUUGCCGCUUUCUGCAGUGCAGAGGCCCAUUUGCCAAGCGAAGACACCCUCUUGUCAACCCCAUAAAAGUUGCUGAAAUAAGAAAAUGCAUGACUGAAGGCACCGAGUUUCAAGGUGAGUUAUUAAAUUUCAGAAAAGAUGGAUUCCCAAUGAUGAACAGAUUGCGCAUGACCCCAAUAUACGGUGACGAUGAAACAAUAACACACAUCAUCGGCAUACAAGUUUUCACAGAGGCAGCUCUUGAUCUUGGCCCACUUCCUAAAUCUUCGGCUUCAUUCAAGGAUUCUUCUAGAGCAUCUGAUAGGUUUAGAUUUAAAAUUUCUCCUAGCGAAGCAGUUUCAGGUGGGGUUUGUGGAAUACUGGAGUUGAGCGACGAAGUACUUGCUCUCAAGAUUCUCUCACGGCUAACUCCAAGAGAUAUUGCAUCUGUCGGAUCAGUUUCUAGACGGCUCUACGAGCUAACGAGGAAUGAAGAUCUCUGGCGAAUGGUCUGUCAAAACGCAUGGGGAAGCGAAACAACUCGGGUACUCGAGACUGUGCCAGGUGCAAAAAGAUUAGGAUGGGGCAGAUUGGCAAGGGAGCUCACUACUCUCGAAGCAGCAGCAUGGAGAAAGCUAACGGUUGGAGGUGCAGUGGAGCCCUCUCGAUGCAACUUCAGUGCAUGUGCUGUGGGAAACCGUGUGGUUCUCUUCGGUGGCGAAGGCGUAAAUAUGCAGCCGAUGAACGAUACCUUUGUGCUGGACCUGAGCUCAUCUAAUCCAGAGUGGCAAAAUUUCAAAGUUGGGUCACCACCCCCCGGUAGGUGGGGCCACACGCUCUCUUGCGUCAACGGUUCGAAUCUUGUCCUGUUCGGAGGUUGCGGUAGACAAGGCUUGCUUAAUGACGUAUUUGUCCUUGACUUGGACGCCAAGCACCCUACGUGGCGCGAGAUUUUCAGCAUGGCCCCACCUCUUCCUAGGUCUUGGCAUAGCUCGUGCACUCUAGACGGGUCUAAACUAGUAGUUUCGGGUGGAUGUGCUGAUUCUGGAGUGCUUUUAAGUGACACUUUCUUGCUCGAUCUGUCUAUGGAAAAACCUGUUUGGAGAGAGAUACCCGUUUCGUGGACCCCACCUUCGCGUUUAGGGCACACACUAUCGGUGUACGGUGGGAGAAAAAUCUUGAUGUUUGGGGGUCUAGCAAAAAGUGGGCCCCUCAGGUUUCGAUCGAGCGAUGUUUUUACAAUGGAUUUGAGUGAGGAGGAGCCUUGUUGGAGAUGUGUGACGGGGAGUGAGAUGCCGGGGGGUGGGAAUCCGGGGGGGGUGUCCCCCCCUCCAAGACUGGACCAUGUGGCGGUAAGCUUACCUGGGGGUAGGAUACUGGUGUUUGGCGGUUCUGUGGCAGGGCUGCACUCGGCUUCGCAGCUGUAUAUACUCGAUCCGACGGAGGAGAAGCCGACGUGGAGGAUAUUGAAUGUGCCGGGGAGACCUCCUAGGUUUGCGUGGGGGCAUAGUACGUGUAUUGUUGGAGGGACUAGGGCUAUUGUUCUUGGAGGGCAAACUGGGGAAGAGUGGAUGCUCGGUGAGAUUCAUGAACUAUCUUUGGCAAGUUCGAUUAUAUAAUUGCGGAAAUGCUUGAUCUGCACAGGUGAAGUGGUAUUUAAUUUUGUUGUAAUGCUCUUGUGGGAAUUCUGCUAAUCUCUCUCUCUCUCUCUCUCUCUCUCUAGGAUGUUAGAUUUGGUAGAGGAAUUGUAGGGUAUUAUGAUUAUUAUAUAUAUAUACAGUUUAGUUGCAUCAGGUUUGUGGUGUGUUUGUGGUUCAGGUUCUGUAAGUUGAAACUUGAGAAACACAGCAGGAAAAAAGAAAAGGAGAGAAAAGUAUUGAGAUGUGUGUGUGUAUGGUUUAUCUUUAAUUUAUUCUGUUUAAUAAUUGAUGCAGUUGCUUGUUGGAAUGU
Molecule: messenger RNA, 2206 nt
Organism: Erythranthe guttata (spotted monkey flower)
Lineage: Eukaryota; Viridiplantae; Streptophyta; Magnoliopsida; Lamiales; Phrymaceae
Product: adagio protein 1
Biological process (GO): circadian rhythm; response to blue light
Cellular component (GO): SCF ubiquitin ligase complex; nucleus; cytosol
Molecular function (GO): protein binding
Source: RefSeq, a predicted model, not a curated record